AAUAACUGUAUCGUUAGUAUUGUGGAGUACGCGACAUCGUUCGGUCGAGUUUUGCAACCAGUGCUCGCGGGAUUGUACGCUAAUCGUGCGCGUGGCGUUUUUUCUUCUUCUCCGCUUACCUCAUAAUCUCAUCUCCCUUCAACCGGUGUUUGCAUCGUAACCAGGGGUAGGAGAAGGAAAGGGUGUCUUGCACAAUAGCUGCAAAUUUAUCGUUGUCCACGGCUGCGGUUGCAGGCGGAAUGGAGUGUUGUUUGUUCGGUGUUUGCGAGUUGUGUUCGUGAAUGGUAAAGUCACUAGAACGGAGCUAACUGGGGCGACGCUUAUUGUGUGUCCCUUGGUUUGGCCCUCGCAUUCCCUGUCUUGAAAGAAUUCCUGAAAAUCAAAUGAAGAAAAAUGUUUUGAUCCACUGCUUGCUUAGUACGGAAUAAGAAGUUGGUUGUUCAUGUUUUACUGUUAUAAAGAGUCUAGAGUGUCUUGCUGAUCGAAUUGUCCCGUGCAGACAGUCUAUAUUCUAGCGGAGUAAAGUUGAUGUGAGAGGAAGCUGUGUCGUGUUCUGACAAAACCAGUAAAGUUUAGAGAAAAAAUCUGCCAAAUUCAUCAAAAUACGCUCGUAUUUGUCACUCGCCGGUUUUAUGUGGGGGCGGCCUGAUAGGCUCGUGCGGGUGCAGUGUGUCAGUGGUACGGUGAGGGAGGACAGACAGACAAACGAAGAAAACAGAAAAAUAUGUUGCGAGUAUAGAGCAAGUGAGUACUAAGACAGAUUGAGAAUAAGUAAAGCUGGUUGCGCGAGAGAUUCUCCGCCAUCGGAGAAUAACGGUGGGAGCCAAAUAUUCGCAUGAAUGAGAAUUGAGACGGAGCUACGGUUCCCACGUUGGGGUCUAGUUGAUGAGAGUGUGGAAUGUAAGCUGUUUUGUAAAACGGAUAAGUCGCACUACACAAAAACUCGAAAUCAAGGCCCGCGAAAGCUAGCCAAAGUUUUCGGUAUUCGGUAUUUCGACUUGCAGUGAGUAUAGUAAGCAGUGCCCGGUCAUAAACAACAACGGUGAGCUGAACAGCAGAAAAAAAACUAAAAACAGACCCAUCGAUAACUUUAUCACACUUAUGCAAAUUAGUUCGGGUCGGUCAAAACGGGAAACACCACUAAAUUGGGCCUCAAAUUCCAACCCGUUUGAACAUAUGUUUCAGUGAUCGCAGUGCCGGUGUGGGAGCCCGCAGCUCUCGCAAGCAGUCGCCCCGUUGUUGGCUCUCGAUCGUUCUCUGCAUCCACUUUUAUUGUUUUUGUUUUGCUUUCGUUUGCUCCCGUGCGUCGUCGGUCCGGUCGUCAUAACUCGGUGGAAGUGAAGUUGGGUUAGGGUUGGAGUUGCGAUUGAAACCGUGUUUAAUACAUGCUUUAGCCGUACUGCAGCACCUCUUACGAAACCACGCCGUAAGUCGCGCCAGCGAAUAAAGAAGCAGAAAUGUGCAGUGUAAGCAAAUAGUCAAGAAGGUGGUUUGAAUCAAAACAAAAGCCUAUGAACGAAACUGGCGUGAAAAAGCGGAAAAUGUGCCGAAAGGCGAUAAAAAGCAGAUCAUGCAGCGAAGGCGUAUAAACAAACGCCAAUUGAGGAAGGAUUGCGAAAAUAAACAACGGAAAGCAAAACAAAACAAUACAUAAGCCAAGCAAAUAGUGAUGCUUUUCCGACUGUAAGCGCCGAGAAGACGUACUUCGUAUCCGCACGAGGAAAAUCGAUCUCGAUCGUACGGCCAAAGCUGUGGUGUAUUUGUGCGAAAGGUGCUGUUCUUCACGUAAAUCGGGGUAGGGAGUAUGCGCGCGCGGUGUAAGAAGAUGCGGUGGCCUUCGUAGCGACUCGAUUGUAUGGCAAAAGGAGAUAAGUUUCAACCAGUCUACCAGGCCAGCCAGCCAGUCAGCCGAAAUUGGAUUAAUUUUCAACUGUACGGUUUUCUCGGUUCCCUCGACUGGAGCGCACUACUAUUAUUGCCAGUGAAUGCCACAGAGAUUUCCAGCCGGGUUCCCGUACGGAAUUCCCCGGAACGCACCCAGCGAAGAUUUAUGAAGCCAAUUUAGCAGGCGUCACUACAACCGAAAACGAAACCGAAACGAGCGGAACGAAGAAAAACGAACAACACAAAUUUCCAACUCUCGCUUCCGACACGCCCCGAGGUUCUGCGGGAUGCACCAUACUGCACGGUACAGUGCAGCAGCGCCCAAAAACCCACCCAACAUACCAGCCGGCUGAAGCGUGCAGUGAGGUGUGAAACGGAAACUCAAGUGGAGUUAAGUGAAGUGGUAGAGAAGUGAUAGAGCCAGAGUGAGAGAGAGAGAAAGAAAAUAAUUGCAGUGCUGAAAGUGAGAACAACGUGAAAAUUGCAUCGCAAGAACGCCGCUUGGCAGAAAAAUUCCCAUAAAAUCUGCACCGGAGCCUGGGUGUGUGUGUGUUUAUGUGUGCGGGUCGGCCACUCGCCACGUUAACCGGCCGCACCUGGCACGUUCUAUCGUAAGUGUCGAACCGAACGAUGGAAAAGGUGUGAUGCCAAGGGAUAGGCUCGAAGCGCCGAAGGCCUGAUAUUAAUAUGAUAAAAAUGGUUUUAUUGUGGGUGGUAGAGAGGCUGCCAAGUUAGGGUAACUGAACGUCAAUAUAUGCGGUUUUGAAUUGUGCUUUUCAAUCACUUCUGCUACCCCUUUUCCCAUCGAUCUAAAAAUAAAUAAUGCGUUGGGAAAAUAAAUAUCAAAUUUAAUGAUGUUUUUUCCUCUCUCUCUAUGUUUUUCUCCCUAACAGUUCACUAAACCAAACCAAGCAGUUCACGUGCGUGUUGAAUCGCGGGCAAAAAUUGUGUCAGUUGUGCAAGCGGUAGUUUUUUCUCCUCACCUUCUAUUGAUGAGGUUCCGAAAGUCUGCUAAUGUGUCUCGUGAUCGUCGUUUGCUCCACUAAAAUGUUAGAUAAUUCCGGUGUGCGUUGAAAAACGAAACAAAGAAAGAAGCACGAUAGUGAAAUACAACAAAAGGCCGAAAGUGAAGAGUCUGGGAAAUUUUGAGAGCGUGAAAAGUUGGGUCCAGCCGGCAAAGAAGCGCAGCCGUAGGGAAGCUGAAAGUGAGAGGCCACGGCGGCCAGCUGUAAUUACGUUUUAGGAGUGAUGCAUUUUGCUCGUUGGCCAAACUGGUGUUUAGGUCGGUGCGUUUAAGCGACGACAUAAUUGGUGUAUGUUGUAGUCAAAUGGAAAUACUGCAUUCUUUCUGCUGUGAUGUGCUGCGGCGCUUUUGAUUCAGAUUAACAGUCACAUUGUCAUCGAGUGUGAAACGAUGCUCCUGCAGCCUGGGCCUACGCUCAGUGCUGAUCAAAUCCAGCAACAGCAGCCGCAACCGCAAUCUUCACCCCAGCUGCCGAACCCACAGACCGCAACGGCACAACCUUCACUGCAGCAGCUUCCUGUGAACUUGCUGUCCAGCCAGCAACCUUCCUCUUUAACAUCGUCCUCCAGUGCGUCCUCGACGCCACCGAUACAGGAUGUUAGCCGAUACCUGGAUAUGGCACAGGAGACCCUCAAGGAAGGUUGGACGGUGCACACAGCAAAGGAUGGGAGGCUAUACUAUUGCAACCACAUCACACGCACCGCAGGAUGGCUGCCACCAAUCGAGAACUGGAUACAAACGAUCGACCUGCCAUACGGCUGGGAAAAAGCGGUCGACCUGAAAGGCCAGCCAUACUAUAUCAACCAUCUCAACAAAACCACCACCUACGAGGAACCGGAGCGGUAUCAUUACAAUGAUUCCCCGCCGGAACCGCGAUUGGUGGUGCUCCAUCGGAGUCCCACGCUGGGCUUCGGCUUCGUGGCGGGAAGCGAAAAACCUGUGAUUGUUCGGUUCGUGACCGAAGGCGGACCUAGUGUAAAUAAGCUGGAACCCGGUGACCAAAUAUUAGCUGUAAAUGGCGAGGACGUCAAGGACGCACCCCGCGACCAUGUGAUACAAUUAGUUAGAAAUUGCGAAAAUACCGUCACGCUGCUGGUCUGCCAGCCACAGCUGUACAACGCCGUCGGCCGGAAGUCCACGCUGCUGUCGGCUGGCAAGAAGGCCAAGCUGAAAUCACGCCCCAUCCGAGUACGGUUCGCAGAGAGUGUGUGCGUCAAUGGGGCUCCACUGUUUCCGCCAUCUGCUUUCUCCCUGGGAGAUCUGUGCGUGCCUCCAAUGGCGAACGUGCUCAAAGUUUUCCUGGAAAACGGACAGACCAAAUCGUUCAAGUACGAUUCGACCACUUCUGUACAGGAUGUUGUUACAUCGCUACGUGAUAAACUAUGCCUAACCGCCAAGGAACACUUUAGCCUGGUACUGGAGCAUGUGAAAAGCUUGAAACGAAACAAAUUAACCCUUCUGGACCCACAGGAAACCGUGGCAAGGAUUGCAGCCCGGCCGGGUGCCCACAAGUUGCGAUGCCUCUUUCGGGUGACCUUCGUGCCAGUAUCGGCGGCCGCCCUAGCGCAGAGGGACCUGAACGCGUUGGACUAUCUGUUUCUGCAGUGCUGUAACGACGUGACCCAGGAACGGUUCGCCCCGGAACUGCAACCGGAAGUGGCUCUCCGGCUUGCUGCGCUUCAUAUGCACCAGCAUGCGCUCGCAAACAACAUUUCCCCCGCUAAGCUGACAGUGAAAACUGUUGAACGAGAGUUUGGACUGGAUCGUUUUGUGCCUGCCUCCUUGAUUGACGGAAUGAAACGCAAGGAGCUCCGACGCCUUCUGGGACAUUUCCUAAAGCUGAACUCCCAGAUGACGGGUUCCUCGACCAAGAUGCUAACGCAACUGCAGGCGAAAAUCCAUUAUCUGGAUAUUAUUUCCGGACUGCCGAGCUACGGUGCGAAAUGCUUCAGCACGAAUCAGCGAGACGGUGUGGAACGGGUCCUGCUAGUUAGUCCUCGCUUCGGCCUUAGCCAGAUUGCUGGCGUGCGGAACACGGUGCCACAACCCAUCUGCAUCCUCGAGGAUCUCACUCGUGUCGUGGUGACCCGCGAUGAUGAUGUGUCCAACACGGUAACCGUGUUCAUCAGUCCGGACCGAGUAAUCACCUUCUCGAUGGAGGAUCGUGACGCCUGUGAGUUCGCUAUUGUGCUUGCUGGUUACUAUCGACUAAUGGCCGGUAAAGAGCUACCACUGGAACAGGAACGUGAAACUGCAGUCGAAGAAAUUGCGCCGCCUUAUCUGUCGCAGCACACUGUCCUUCAUGCCCCCUGGAGUUAUCUUCCAUCUGAGAAGCAAACCCACAGUAUGGCGUUCCUAAUGCCACCGCCGUACCACUCGAGUAAAACGGUGCAGAUUCCUUCAAAAUCGGACGAUUGCGAUCGGAAUGUGAACAACACUUUGACGUCGAACAAGAACCUCAAGUUAGCUGGUAGCGAUGAGUACGGAUUCGAUAUGUUUAAUCCUCGAUUCUCCCGAGAUGGGCUAGAACGAGGAAUCGGUGGCUCACUGAAACUUCACACUUCAGAAGCUCGGAAUGAGGAGGUUCUUAGGAGGGUAGCAGAAAUGCACAAAAUGGUGGAAAGCUCCGAAAGCUAUCUGAACGAACACGGUGAAUACUGUCACGAGUUUGACGUACGACCCGGCAAAUUGAAUCUCUGGCGUGAAACAUCCGUCGAUGUGGAGAGUGAUUGCGAAAGUUUGAAUAGUAGUAAACAAUCUUCGAAUGAAGAUGCACCAGGCAUUUUGAAGCACAGUGAUUCUCUUACUCUGCUUACCGAAACUAUCAAUCAAGGGCUUGAUGGUAUUGCCAAAGGACUGAACUCAAUAUAUACGGCUCCUUUCAGUGAAGUAAAUGGACAGCUGGAUAACAAUUCGGCCCAAAGCACACCAAAAAGUCAACGAAAAGUUCAGGGACUGAGUCAAAUUCUGAGCGAUUUACAAGCAUUAGGAAAUGACUUAUCCCAGAGUGAGAGUGAUUCCGAAUCGUUAUAUACACCCAACAGUUCUCCAAUUCACAAAAAUCCAAACCAAUUGCCUCAGAGUAGCCUAAGAAACAAGACUUUACGAACGAGCUUUGGGCUGCACAGUCCUGACAGUUCGAUUCUUGGUUGUGAAACGAAAGAUAUGAACCUGAAAGAAUAUCUUCGACAAUUGAAGGAAGCUAGUAACAGUGAUAACGUGGAAAAUACCGACCUUGCGGCGAAGAAAAUUGCCGAACUUUAUGGGUAUGAAAUAGGAGACGAAUCUAUUAUUGAAACGGAUCCUGACAUUAUAGAUCUUCGAUCGAUUCCACCUCCCCAAACUCCCGACGAAUUGGACAACUUGAAUGUCCUUAACGUUCCGCCAACAGGAUUUGACGACGUGACCAAUUCAGCCCUUACAGCUAGCAACGAGACUACGACCACCGUCGAUAACGUAGUUGGCGAUCUGGAGGAAUUCUUGAAAAAGGUAACAAUAGAGCCCCCAACUAAAAAGAUCACACCUGCCGUAGAAUUGACCCCAGAGGAAAUUUUGUCGUACAUCAUCCCUCCUCCGCCAGGAUUAGGCGACAUCGACCCAGGCACAAAGCAACCCACUUCACUAGCACAGAAAAACAACCUCCCUAGUAUCCAGAAUCCAGUCAACAGCAACAGCACCAAUACCAAGAAUCACAACCAAACUUCAGCCUUUGAGCUUCCGGUGCCAAAGCCGAGAAUCAGCACCGAAACUAAUUCCAUCAAUCUGUUAGCCAAAUACGAUAAAUCUCGGUUCGAGGUUUACUAUCCACCCGAGUUGCGAGAGCAGAAAUCCACAGAGUAUGAUCUGUAUAGUAACUCCGCAGCGGCAAACGCGAACGAGUCUGAGAAAGUCAACGGACAUGUCAUCGAAUAUCCAACAGUAGACAGAAAAGGACCAUUCUCCUGCUGUUCAAAAUCAAAGAAAGAGAAGACUGAUGAACCCACUGGCGGACCAGUGUCCAACGGUAUAAAAAUCUUCGAAGCGAAAGCCGAAGAGCUAGCCCUUCCACCAAAGCGAUGUCCGCACAAUUCAGAGUCUAAUCCUCCCGAGCGUCCGCCAAAAAGUGCCGACCUUCAACUCAAGCUUCACUCUCCGCUUCGUUCUCCAAACUAUGCAAAAACGAACGGUAAUACCAGAAGCUACUAUGAAAUGGAUCCCCCCUCACUACCACCCCGGUUCGAGAAACAAUCCACCUCUCCUCCACCGGUGAAUCUCUCCACGUUGCCACCAAAAAAACCUCCCCUACCUCCGGUCCCGUUGAAGCCAUGCAUACGUAGUCCCGUUCCGAUUCUCAAGAAUCCUGUAACGUACACACUGACCAGCUCCGCUAACAAUUCACCAAUCAGAACGGCUGGUAUUGGUUCCCCUCAUUUACACCGUAAUCCAAACUGUUAUAGGGAAAUUGAACGAGCUUUCAACCGAGAUGAUCUAUCCGAUAAACCUCCGCAAUCACUGUCACCGACACCUAUGAAUCGUCAGAAUGGACACUACCGCUCACACAGUGACUGUCCACCAGUCUGUCUGAAAACCCCUCCGGCAGAGAAUCGGCCGCAGCUGUCACUUCUCUGCUCACCGCAAAUGUCCCGCAAGACAACUGUCAGCAAUCCGAGCAGCCCAAUCCUUUCGAACAAAAAUGGUCACGUGCUGAACGUUGAUACGCUGAUGGCAAAGACGGACGUUGCCAUGGCCGGUUUGCUAGUCAAGUUAGACCAGGUGGCAGCCAUGUGUUCCGCCGCACAGACAGCCGGUGGAGGCACUAGCAUCGACGAGGACAAAUUCCAGCAGGCCAAAGACGAGCUAACCGACCAGUCGCUCCAUCUGGUGACGGCCUCGAAACACCUAGUGGUAUCGAUGUCCGAUGCCAACCUGACCAACCUGCCGGAACAUCUGACGGCAUGCCUUACGUCGUUGCGUAGAAUCACCGAACUGGCCCAGGAUCUCACCCGGUACACCUCGGCGCCACUGCAGACACGAAACAUCGUACUGAAGAUUCACGAUGUCGCUUCCAGCUUCCGAGAGCUAGCGUGCGUUAGGGUCGGUCCACUAGGGGCUGGCCAGUUGGCCCUGCAUGCCGAAUGUCUGGCGAACGUGCUGGCAACACUGCUGCGCAGUUUGCGCGUAUUCUCCCCCUAGGGGAGGGGGAUAGGGGCCUGCUGCGGGUGUAAAUAGAAUUGUUAUGCUGUUUGUUUUCUGUUUCUUAUUUUCUCGCUUCGCGUUUUGUAUAGUAUGAGUUAGAUUAAUUGUUACUGUUUUAGUGAAUUAGAUGAUAAGUUUACUCUGCAUUAGUGCGCUGGUAGAUUACGGUUGUUAUUUAUUACAAAAGCGUUAUGUGUCGGCAGCACACCGACGAUAUGGGAACUACUUGAAAGGACAUUUGUGGCUUUGGCCCGAAGGCGUUUCGGAAAAAUUGCAGGUUUUCAUUCCAUUUUGAUUUUACUGUUUUGUUUUUUUUUUGGUUUUUUUUUU
Wyeomyia smithii (pitcher-plant mosquito) is the source of this 8413-nucleotide messenger RNA. RefSeq lists its product as uncharacterized. The coding region runs from base 3299 to 8080 and encodes 1593 amino acids. The transcript is spliced from 13 exons. Gene Ontology annotation, biological process: signal transduction. Lineage: Eukaryota; Metazoa; Arthropoda; Insecta; Diptera; Culicidae. The record is from RefSeq and is a predicted model, not a curated record. Gene Ontology annotation, cellular component: cytoskeleton. Gene Ontology annotation, molecular function: protein binding.